AUAAUCGUGGUCGCAGUGACGUCACUUUCACUCGCCAAAUCCAGCGCGCUGCAUCGUAGCAAACGUUAAGUACAUUUUAUACAAGGAUAUGUUAUCAAGUGUAAUGUGAAUGAACGACAUGGUUUUGACCGCGCAGGAUUCUAAACUGAAUACAAGAGUGUACAGUAUUUUUUAAUUACUUAAAGCGAUCAUUCGGUCUUCUGCUUAAACACUUCAGUUCUGAGUAAAGUAAGAAUAAUUUCCAAAGGUUUGUCGCACAAAGAAAGUGGAAUGCAGUCUCGGACAAGACUCGUCUUUUUGACCUGGGUCUUCUCUAAUCUAAUUUUAACCGCGGCAAUCGAGCCUAUUAGUACGGGCAUCGCCGUGGGGAUGGCAGCGGCUCUCACCGGCCUCCUGGCCAGUUACCAGAAUGUGUUUUACUAUUUCCAAGAGUGCUGUAGACCGGAAUGGAUUUCAUUUAACAGAACAGGGCUCCAAGUGGACCUUGAACAGAAGCUCUUCGGGCAGCACAUAGCGUCAAAGGUUUUACUGAAGGCAGUUUCUGGCUUUGUAAACAACAAGAAUCCCAAAAAGCCUCUUGUCCUUUCACUCCAUGGAUGGACGGGAACUGGGAAGAACUUCGUCAGUCAACUCAUAGCCUCCAGUAUCUACAAAAAAGGGAUGUCCAGCAGCUUUGUGCACCAGUUCGUGGCCACUGUUCACUUUCCACAUUCACGUGAAAUUGACAUCUACAAAACCCAACUGCAGCAGUGGAUCAAAGGGAAUGUGUCCAGUUGUGCUCGCUCUAUGUUUAUAUUUGAUGAAAUGGACAAGAUGCACACUGGACUUAUUGACAGUAUUAAGCCAUUCCUGGAUUACUACGAGAUGCUGGAUGGUGUGUCCUAUCGACAAGCAAUUUUCAUUUUUCUUAGUAAUGCAGGUGGAGAAAGCAUUACGCAGGUGGUCCUGGAUUUCUGGAAAAAUGGAAAAGAUCGGGAAGAAAUUCAGCUGUCACACCUAGAAUCAGCAAUGUCUCUUGAGGUGUUCAACAACAAGAACAGUGGGUUCUGGCACAGCAGCCUGAUUGAUAAAAACCUGAUUGAUUUCUUCAUCCCAUUCCUACCUCUGGAAUACAGACACGUCCGCAUGUGUGCCCUGGCAGAGAUGGCAAUUCAGAACAUGGAAAAAGACGAAGACAUUGCGGAUAAAGUCGCCAAAGACAUGGUGUACAGCCCAAAAGACGAGAGGGUAUUCUCCUCUAAGGGCUGCAAAACAAUCACAAGCAAACUGGAAUACUACAAAUAGAGCAGUUGGCUAAAAAGACAAAUGGGCUUAAUAUUUGCUACCACAAAGGCCUCUUGUUUGAAGAUGCUGGCCAGGAGGAAUCUGCAGGUUGGACAGAGAAAAAAAUGGACCUAGAGGAAUGAUACGCAUUUACAUUUGGCUUCUUAUUGGAAGGAUGCAGAUUUGCCACAUCUGAAGACCUGAGUGAAAAAUGAAGAACUUCACUAGACAUUAUUUCCGACCUAAUUAAAACUAGCAGUGCAGACUCUGAAAUCCCCUGACAUUAUUUUUCUUAAAAUAUAAAUUUAUAAUGUGAACAAUGCUGGGGCAUUUAUGUGCAGCCACAUUUAUACAAAAAUUUAACCUGAUAAUAUCAGUUUCAGUUCUGAAAGUAAUUUUUCAUUCAUCUUCAUUAAGCCAAUAUCACUCGCCCACCACAGCACUAAAGUAUCUGAUUUCACUGUGGUUUUAGUGAAGUUGAGUUAAUUCUACAUUUUGCUGUGGUUAUCCAUUAAAAAGGGAACAUCCAAAACACUCAAUUUUCAGAUUCUGAAAAGUAAAAAGUACCAUUUGUAGCUUUUGCCAGAUUUAUCAAGUAAAAGUAAAGGGCUAACACGGGUGACUGACACUUCCUGGCAGGUCCUACUACUAUAAAUUAUCUGGUUAAUCCAUAGUUUUGUCCAGUGGUAAGAUAAUAUAAUAAUAUGAAAUUGUUCAUUCCAAACAGCAGUGUUGCAAUGUUUACUGAAACCAUUGGCAAAUAUUGAUUUUCAAAUGCAAUAUUUUUAAAUUACUUAAGGUUUGCGAUAAUUGAGCUGGAUUUGGAACUAGAGAUUAAAUAUUCUUUCGACUGAUUGUCAACGAAUGUUCAGCUAAUCUUCUGCCUUUUGUGUUUAGAUACUGUUAUCGAAAAUCUCUUUCAUAUGUUGAUCUCAAAACGGUCACCUGUGUACUAAAAGAAUUAUUUUUUUUUUAAUCAUGGGAUGUAAUUUUAUUUUUCCUUGAAUAUGGUGUUGGUUUUUUCUGAAUAAUAAAUAUAUGAUCGGUCAUUAAAACUCAUUUUACAUCUUGGAAGGUGAUGGAUACAUGAAA
Paramormyrops kingsleyae is the source of this 2355-nucleotide messenger RNA. Its product is annotated as torsin-1A-like. Gene Ontology annotation, molecular function: kinesin binding; ATP hydrolysis activity; ATP binding. Gene Ontology annotation, biological process: nuclear membrane organization; protein localization to nucleus. NCBI's taxonomy places the organism in Eukaryota, Metazoa, Chordata, Actinopteri, Osteoglossiformes, Mormyridae. Gene Ontology annotation, cellular component: nuclear envelope; endoplasmic reticulum; endoplasmic reticulum lumen. The record is from RefSeq and is a predicted model, not a curated record.